AUGACUGACAUUAAUUCCAUCAAACCCGGCACUGUAUUUGCAUGGUUUAUGCUGGUGCUAAUUGUUCGCCGCAUCGUUCUGAUCGUUAUGCUUAUCGUAACGAAGCAAAAAACAUCACCUGGACCACCUCCGCCAGAUACAUCCGAUAGACCAACACGCAUCAAUGGUGCUAUUCGUAAUGAUUCAGAAAAUGAUGCAUACUUUCUAAUACUUUAUUUGGGAACAGCUAUAUUCUCUUACUCCGUGAAUGCUGAUAUAGUAAGAAUGAUUGUCUAUGGAGCGGUCUACUUAACUACUCGUAGUAUACAUUCGGUGAUGUUCAUAUUGGCACUGCAACCGCACAGAAUGUUGGCAUUUCUUUUUGGUCUGCUGUGUACAUUUGCUAUGAGUCUGGAUCUUGUAAUUACAAUGUCACGUACCACAAACUGA
Messenger RNA from Rotaria socialis, 429 nucleotides. NCBI's taxonomy places the organism in Eukaryota, Metazoa, Rotifera, Eurotatoria, Philodinida, Philodinidae. The record is from the annotation of a GenBank genome assembly.